AAUUUCAACUGCGAUCGUCAAAUCAGUGCCGUUUGGGAUUUCAAGGAAAUGCUCAUAAGCGGUGGACACAAUGCAGUCUAAAAUGUUGAUGGGAUUCCUCGGUGCAUCAAGGAAGCAGGAGUAAAAUGCAAAGCGUUGACGAACGAGUGCUGGAAUGGUUUCACUUUAUUUACCACAACGAUUCCUCCACCUCCCCAUUCCUGAACGCGACCGAAUUCCGUCGCCGUCUAUUUGCGAUCCUCGACUCCAAUCUUACUAUCAAUAUGAACGGUUCCAGCAAACUUUACCGACAUGCUUUCGAGUUCCAAAACAUCUCUGAUCAUAACAUAACGCAAGAAUAUGUUAAUGACUUCUUGGAAAAGCUGUUUCAAUCGCUGAGUCGGAUUAAUCGUACAACGGCCACGAGCACCGAUGUUGGCUGGGACGCUGAAGAUGCUGAGCUUGGAAAUUGCAGCGACUACUGCAAGGGGAUGAUGCGGGAUUUGCUGAUGGAUUAUAAAAUCCUACACGGUUACAUUGCCCUGGUGAUAUGCGUUUUCGGAACAAUAGCGAAUAUUUUGAAUGUCAUCGUCCUGACACGCAAAGAGAUGAGCAAAAUCCCCAUCAACCGCAUCCUGAAGUGGCUCUCGGUCACCGAUAUGUUUGUAAUGAUGGAGUACAUCCCGUUCGCCUUUUACAUGUACUCGAUACUGCCAGAUCGACAAGACUACCCUUAUUCGUGGGCUGUGUACCUGAUGUUCCAUAUGCACUUCACUCAGAUAUUACACACCAUCUCAAUUUUGCUCACUGUGAUGCUGGCCGUUUGGAGAUACAUAGCCAUCAAGCACCCACACGGUUCAUUGGCCAUCUACGCUCAAUCUAAUUAUAGUUAUGCAAUCCUGUUCUGCUACAUCCUGGCGCCUAUCCUCUGCAUGCCUACAUACUUCGUCUUCACGGUACGACAGACGCGCGUCUUCAGGAACGAUGCCCACGUGAUGAUGUACCACUUGGAUGCCGACGAGAAUACUUCGUUGUACCGUUACAACUUUUGGAUCCAUUCAGUCAUCAUAAAGUUGCUACCCUGUGCAGUUCUGACGGUAAUCAGCUGUGUGUUGAUUAACGUGCUGUGGAAAGCGAGUAAACGAAGGUUGAAACUGAAACAGGGCGGAACUUACGGCAACAAAAAUGGCACUGCCAAUGUCGGAAUAUCUACCCCGAGUCAUGCCACCAGUCAUAAUAAUGUGGCGACCAGCGUGACGGCCCCCACCUCGUCAAUGCAAACACCCAGCAACGGAAGUAGACACCCCAAAAUGGAUCGCCGAGCUGACCGAACCACCACCCUACUGGUGACAGUGCUGCUUCUGUUUCUGUUCACUGAAUUCCCCCAAGGAAUUCUCGGUCUGCUGAGUGGCAUCCUGGAGAAGUGCUUCUUUCAACGCUGCUAUGCCAUGUUCGGUGAAGUGAUGGACCUGCUUGCCUUAAUCAAUGCCGCUAUUGGUUUCGUGCUGUACGGCCUAAUGUCGAAACAGUUCCGCACUAGCUUUAAAUCGGUUUUUUGCAAAACUCCAACCCAUAGGGUCGAGAUGACAAGAAUGACCGGUCUCAAUACUACCUGUGUCUGAUGCGACCGGAUCGGUGAUGUCACGUUGAAUCGUUGGACUGGGGGAUUCUAGCACAAAUUUAGACACUUUUGUUCGACGAUUUUAAAUCUACCUAGCACUGUUACAAUAGACAUUAGCCAUUUCAUUAGUAAACAUCAAUAUAUUGCACAUCAGGAUGCAGCAGCGCAAAUCAAGAGCUAAAUUUUGACUAGAAUCGAACGUCCCAAGAUUUUUGCUUGGGUUGGAGUUGUGAUUAAAAGGGAUUUACUGUGUAAAUACAAUCACUGAGCUUUUAGAAGGAGCAAGAGUCGACUUUUAAAUGGAUGAAGAAAUAACACGUUAAACUAUAUAUAUAUAUGUGGUGAUCGCUCCAAAGGGCUGGUGAAGUAAAUUCCCACCUUAGCGCUAGCCGUAUGCGUUAGAGCCCAAGCGUCAUACGGACGACGUGUAGACCAUAGAACGGUGUCAAUGGACCAACCUUCUUUCGCCCUUCCUUUUUGGAACGAUUACCACCAUUUGGAUAACAAUAUAAAGGAGUAGAUUAACUUUUAGAUGUACAUUUAACGGGAUUGGGUGUGAAUCUAUACACUUCUCUAACAAAGAAACGAAUUUUAAGAACGAUACUGGAAGGUACAAACGCUGAAAGGUAACAGACCGUACUAGAGGUGUCAAGAAGUAAAGUAGACCAUCAAAAUGAAUAGAUCAUGGCUAGACAAUUUUCGCAUUUUCACGGACAUUUGGAGUUUUAAAAUUUAGAAAUGUGUAUAUUUUUCUACAUGAACUAAAUGUGUACAAUUGCCCUUGACGGAAAGAAUUU
Molecule: messenger RNA, 2397 nt
Organism: Ochlerotatus camptorhynchus
Lineage: Eukaryota; Metazoa; Arthropoda; Insecta; Diptera; Culicidae
Product: G-protein coupled receptor dmsr-1
Exons: 7
Coding region: 126-1601 (491 amino acids)
Biological process (GO): G protein-coupled receptor signaling pathway
Cellular component (GO): plasma membrane
Molecular function (GO): G protein-coupled peptide receptor activity
Source: RefSeq, a predicted model, not a curated record